GAGGCAGAGGGCCCAGGGGGACUGUCAUCUUCCCUGGUCUCCCAGGGGGGUCCCCAUGUGGCCCAACACACACAGACUGUGGAGCUUGGCGGGGGGGGGGGAGGGCUGCCAGCUCAGGCCCUCAGAGCACUGCUUACGGAGCAGGAGGGCCUGGCCGGUGGGUGUGAGAGCCUGGAUUUACCCCCGGUGCUUGGUGGCCUGUCUCCUCCCAGUGUGUGCCCACCUCUUCGUGGGUGGAGACAGAGAGGUAGGCUCAAACCAUGGGGGCUCGAAGCACACACCCACUGAGUGUUAUCUGGGCCCCAGCUGGGGUGCAGCAGUUGGGUGAGGCUGCGGUGGUGGCGGCUGCUGCUGUUGGGGGUUGAGACGAAAUCUGAGACACAGGCAGGAAGUGGGGGAGCUGCACACAGGCACCACUGCUCUGGGAGCUGCUGGCCUGCCCAGGUGGCUGAGGAGUGCCCUGUACCCGUGGCCCUGGUAAGUGCCUCCUCUGAACUCCAGCCUGGCCAGCUCUCCAGGCCUGUUGCUGCAUGCCCUCCUGGGAGCACUUGAGGGCUGGGGCCUGGGAGGACUAGCCCCUACCAGGUCGCGCCACUGGGACCUCCUGUGGGGGAAGCCCACUCCCUGGGUCUGGGCAGACUCAGCCCCAACCCCCCAUAUCUGUGCUAGGCUUUGCGGAUUGUAGAGUGGACCCCCAUCCCCUGCAGCCCUGCUAAAGCCCCAGGAAGGAGACACGUCCAGCAGCAGGAAUGGAGGUGGGGGUGGAGAGCCAGGGAGAGGUGGGGGGAGGGUACUCAGUGCCCAAAGCAGCCCCUUUCUGCCAGCUGACCCCCACCUCUUCAGCCCCUCAGGGGGCCAAGCUGUGGUGAAUGACUAAGGCAUCACCUCAGACGGCCUUACCUGGGCAGGGAAGGGCUGCAGGUGAGUCUGUGGCCUGUGGCUUGAAGGCUCAUGCGUGUGACCUCAGUGGCAUCCCCAGGCCUCAGGUUUGGGUUGUAGUGACCACAGUGGAGCCGUGGCCAGGUUCUCUCUGGCCAUGCUCUGCGGUCAUGUGGGUUAUCAUCACUGGCUUGGGCACACGUGAGGCCAGGAAGAGCACACAUUCUCACACUGGCCAGGAGCCCCCAACCAGAGGCGGGAAAGGAAGGUGGGCGCUAGGCUGCGUCCUCCGCCUCUAGGAGGAGGGGCUGCUGAGCCUUGGGUUUCCUGUGUGCUGAGUCAGAGCUCCCAGGGCGGGAGACCGCCAGCAUUGUGAGGCGAGGCGGGGUUGCAGGUGGGUGGCCAGUCCUUCAGCCAGUCCCCAGGACCCUUGUCUUCUGCCCUCAGGCCAGUCCAGGGCUACACAGGAUGGGGCCACUGGUGCCCUCAGCCCCUCCUGCCCUCUGGGUCCUAGGGUGCCUCACCCUGCUCCUCUGGCUGUGGGUGCUGUGCGCAGCCUGCCACAGGAAGCAGGCUCGGAGGCAGCCAGCAGGGCUGCAGGGUACCAUGAUGCCAGCGGAAAUGGUGAGUGCCAGGCUGUCCCGGGGGCCAGGUCGGGGCCAGCGGGGACCGACCUGCCUUCCUUGCCCCCAGUCACUGCUGAGACAGCCCCCCCUCUGCAUCCUCAGCAAGUCAGACACCAGACUGCAUGAGCUGCACCAGGGCCCGCUCCACCGCACAGCCCCUCGGCCUGCCAGCAUGGAUCUCCUGCGCCUACAAUGUCUGGAGGUGUCUAGAGACACCACCAGGCCCCCAGCCGCCUUCUCACACCGGGAUCUGCCCCAGACCUCACCUACUACUGCUGCUGCCCAGCCCUCCACGGGCCCUGAGGCCACCUAUUCCAAUGUGGGGCUGGCAGCCAUCCCCAGGGCCAGCCUGGCAGCCAGCCCCAUGGUGUGGGCAGGGGCAGGGCUGACCAGCAGCUGUGCCGGAGACGAGCCUGAGGCCAGAUCGGUGGUGGCUGAGUAUGCUUGUAUCCACAAGCUCAAGGGAACAGGUCGGGGUCCCCAAGGCCUGGACCAGGGGAAGGUCCAGGGGACCCCAGCCACUCAGGUGGAUAUCCUAUACUCCAGGAUCAGCAAGCCUAAAAGGAGGGACGCAGGAUCUGCCCUAGGCCAGCCGGACCCCAAAAGCAGAGUGGCAAUUCUGACUCGGGGGAGGAAUCUGGACUACGAGGCCCUCCCACUUAGGGGCCUGAGUACCCACAGCGACCUAGAAAACGUGUAUGAGAGCAUCCAGGAGAUGGGGGCUCAAGCCGGCAGCCUGCAGCUCGAGCUAACAGAUCAGACAUGAAGGCCUCCUGCUUCUCCGGCCUCAGCCUGUGGGGCUCAGCCACACAGGGGUCUCCAACCCCUCCCUGCCCUAGCACCCAAGUACAGCUGUUUCUUCUUCCAGCGUCCCUCUUCCCUCACGGUCCCCUGCAGAGGGCAGCCUGAGAGCGUCUGGGGUCCUGGCUGCCCUGGCCUCUCCUGCCAGCGUCUUAAUAAAUGCCCAGCGCAGGGAGGAUGAACGCC
Molecule: messenger RNA, 2492 nt
Organism: Myotis lucifugus (little brown bat)
Lineage: Eukaryota; Metazoa; Chordata; Mammalia; Chiroptera; Vespertilionidae
Gene: LIME1
Product: Lck interacting transmembrane adaptor 1
Exons: 4
Coding region: 1348-2271 (307 amino acids)
Biological process (GO): regulation of transcription by RNA polymerase II; regulation of phosphatidylinositol 3-kinase/protein kinase B signal transduction; regulation of release of sequestered calcium ion into cytosol
Cellular component (GO): B cell receptor complex
Molecular function (GO): protein kinase binding
Source: RefSeq, a predicted model, not a curated record